AUGUUAAAAUUACCAGCCAGGAAUAUACGUUGUUACGCUACAAAAGCUAAUAAUGCUUACCAGCAGGCACUGUUAUCGAAGCAUGUGGAUCAGACCGACCCUGAGAUGUAUGCAAUUCUACAAGCUGAAAGGAAAAGACAAAAACACUCAAUUACACUGAUUCCAUCUGAAAAUUUUACUUCUAAAUCUGUUAUGGACUUAUUGGGGUCUGAGAUGCAAAAUAAAUAUUCAGAGGGUUAUCCAAAUGAAAGAUACUAUGGUGGAAACCAAUUCAUUGACAAAGCAGAAUCCUUAUGUCAAAAGAGGGCAUUGGAUUUAUAUCAAUUAGAUCCUGAAAAAUGGGGUGUCAAUGUUCAACCUUUAAGUGGUGCUCCUGCUAAUUUGUACACAUAUUCAGCCAUUAUGAAUAUUGGUGACAGAUUAAUGGGUUUAGAUUUGCCACACGGUGGUCACCUUUCUCAUGGUUACCAAUUACCUUCUGGUACAAAAAUUUCGUUUGUGUCUAAAUAUUUUCAAACAAUGCCAUAUCACAUUGACCCUUCAACUGGUUUAAUUGAUUACGAGGAAUUAAGUAUGACUUCCAAGUUAUUUAGACCAAAAAUUAUUAUUGCUGGGACAUCAGCUUAUUCUAGAAUUUUGGACUAUAAAAGAUUCCGUGAAAUUACCAAUGCUUGUAAUGCCUACCUUGUUAGUGAUAUGGCUCAUAUUUCAGGUUUGGUUGCUGCUGGUGUUACUGAUUCCCCAUUCGAGCACUCUGAUAUCGUCACUACUACUACCCACAAGUCUUUAAGAGGCCCUCGUGGUGCAAUGAUUUUUUAUAGAAAAAAUCUCAGAAAGGUAACGAAACAAGGUAAAGAAAUUCAUUAUGACUUAGAUAAGAAGAUAAACUUUUCAGUUUUUCCUGGUCAUCAAGGCGGGCCACAUAACCAUACAAUUUCAGCCCUGGCAGUUGCAUUGGGUCAAGCUGCUAAACCAGAGUUCAAACAAUACCAACAAAACGUUGUUGCUAACGCUAAAGCAUUUUCAGAUGAGUUGAUCAAGAGAGGUUUUAAUCUUGUGUCUGGUGGUACUGAUAACCACUUGAUAUUGAUCAAUUUAUCUAAUCUUGGAAUUGAUGGUGCACGCCUUGAAACAAUCCUAGAAAGUAUCAAUAUUGCUGCCAAUAAAAAUACCAUUGCAGGUGACAAGUCUGCUCUAUUCCCAUCUGGUUUGAGAGUUGGUACCCCUGCAAUGACUACAAGAGGCUUUGAUAAGUCUGAUUUUGCUAAGGUUGCUGAAUACAUAUACAAAGCUGUUAAGUUAGCUAUUUCAUUAAAGUCACAAGAAUCCGCUACUGCCACUACUGCCAGAGCCAGACUAAUUGAUUUUAAAAAAUUAUGCAAGGAAAGUACGGCAGUGAAACAAUUAGCUGAUGAAGUUUACACUUGGGUUGGUCAAUACCCAAUUCCAGGUGAAUUGUAA
Molecule: messenger RNA, 1461 nt
Organism: Tetrapisispora phaffii CBS 4417
Lineage: Eukaryota; Fungi; Ascomycota; Saccharomycetes; Saccharomycetales; Saccharomycetaceae
Gene: SHM1
Product: glycine hydroxymethyltransferase SHM1
Exons: 1
Coding region: 1-1461 (486 amino acids)
Biological process (GO): folic acid metabolic process; tetrahydrofolate interconversion; L-serine catabolic process
Cellular component (GO): cytoplasm
Molecular function (GO): pyridoxal phosphate binding; zinc ion binding; cobalt ion binding
Source: RefSeq, a predicted model, not a curated record